CAGGGGGCUGGGGGUGACAGCGAUGUCCCGCAGGGAUGAACGCGGCCGUGCGCGCCGUGGUGCGCGUGGGGCUCUACACCGGCUCCAGGGUGUUCUUCGUGUAUGAGGGCUACCAGGGGCUGGUGGACGGCGGCGAGAACAUCAAGGAGGCCACGUGGGAGAGCGUGUCCAUGAUGCUGCAGCUGGUGAGGGACAGGGACAGGGACAGGGGGACACAGGGACACGGACAGGGACAGGGACACGGACAGGGGGACACAGGGACACGGACAGGGACACGGACAGGGGGUCACUGGGGGAUCUGCUCUUGGGCUGGGCGGGGCAAUGGUGUGCUCCUCACUGGUCCCAGUUUGUCCCUUACUGGUCCCAGUCUGAGCCCCGGCUCAGCAAAAAAUUACCCAAAACCAGAGCUGGGAUGGGGGGAGGGAGAGAGGGGUGGACACAGGGAUGGACACGGGGAUGGAUGCGGGAAUGGACACGGGUGGACCCAGGAAUGGACACGGGGAUGGACGCGGGGAUGGAUGCGGGGAUGGACACGGAUGAAUGGAUGGAUGGGUGGACGGAUGGAGGAAGACGAGGGGAGAAUCUCCCCCUGCUCCCAUCCCUGUUAUCACCCUGUGCUCCCCCAGACCCGUGACGGCGGCUCCAGGCUCAACAUCAUCAUCGUGGCCGAGGGCGCCAUCGACAAGCACGGCAAGCCCAUCACCCCGGAUGACAUCAAGACUCUGGUGGUGAAACGCCUGGGGUACGACACCAGGGUGACCAUCCUGGGCCACGUCCAGCGCGGGGGGACCCCCUCGGCCUUCGACCGCAUCCUGGCCAGCAGGAUGGGUGUGGAGGCUGUGAUGGCGCUGCUGGAGGGGACACCGGACACACCGGCCUGCGUGGUCAGUCUGUCCGGCAACCAGGCUGUGCGCCUGCCCCUCAUGGAGUGCGUCCAGGUGACCAAGGACGUCACCACAGCCAUGAACGAGGGACGCUUCGAGGACGCGUUGAAGCUGCGGGGCCGGAGCUUCCAGAACAACUGGAACGUCUACAAGCUGCUGGCUCACAUCCGCCCGCCUGCCACCAAGAGCGGGUACACGAUUGGCCGGGGGACACCGUGUCACCUCAGUGUCACACUGAUGGGGCUGAGGGGGGCCAGUGUGACCCCAGGUCUUCCUCCCACCCCAUUAACCCCUUGUUUCAUCCCCCAGGUGGAGGAGAUUGGCUGGAAUACCGUGGGCAACUGGACAGGGCUGGGAGGCUCUAAACUGGGCACCAAGAGGACUCUGCCCAAGAAAUAUUUUGAGGAGAUCAGUGCCAACAUCAGCAAAUUUGGGAUCCAUGCGCUCGUAAUCAUUGGUGGCUUUGAGGCGUUCAUGGGAGGCCUGGAGCUGGUGGAGGGCCGGGCACGCUUCGAGGAGCUCUGCAUCCCCCUGUGCAUCAUCCCCGCCACCGUCUCCAACAACGUCCCCGGCUCCGACUUCAGCAUCGGCGCCGACACCGCCCUCAACACCAUCACCAACACGUGUGACCUGAUCAAGCAGUCGGCUGCAGGCACCAAGCGCCGCGUGUUCAUCAUCGAGACCAUGGGUGGCUUCUGUGGCUACCUGGCCACCAUGGCCGGGCUGGCGGCCGGCGCCGAUGCCGCCUACAUCUUCGAGGAGCCCUUCGGCAGCCGUGACCUGCAGGCCAACGUGGACCACCUGAUAGAGAAGAUGAAAACCACGGUGAAAAGGGGGCUUGUGCUCAGGAACGAGCGCUGCAAUGAGAACUACACCACGGAUUUCAUCUACAACCUCUACUCCGAGGAGGGCAAAGGGGUCUUUGACUGCCGGAAAAACGUCCUGGGGCACAUGCAGCAGGGAGGCAGCCCCACCCCUUUUGACCGGAAUUUCGGCACCAAGAUGGGCGCCAAGGCUGUGGCCUGGGUCACCGGGAAGAUCAAGGAGUGCUCCCGGCACGGGCGGAUCUUUGCCAACACGGCGGACUCGGCGUGCCUGCUGGGGAUGCGCAAGCGCAGCCUGACCUUCCAGCCCAUCGCCGAGCUGCGCCAGCAGACGGAUUUCGAGCACCGCAUCCCCAGGGAGCAGUGGUGGCUGAAGCUGCGGCCCAUCCUCAAAGUGCUGGCCAAGUACAACAUCGAGCUGGACACGUCGGAGACGGCGCACCUGGAGCACCUGACCCGCAAGGUGCUGGUCCCCGAAGCCACCCUGUGACAGGGAUGGUGGCCAGCCCUGAGGAAC
This is a messenger RNA of Ficedula albicollis (Collared flycatcher), 2225 nucleotides long. Its product is annotated as ATP-dependent 6-phosphofructokinase, muscle type. Gene Ontology annotation, cellular component: 6-phosphofructokinase complex; membrane. Bases 36 to 2198 code for a protein of 720 amino acids. The record is from RefSeq and is a predicted model, not a curated record. Gene Ontology annotation, biological process: fructose 6-phosphate metabolic process; canonical glycolysis; fructose 1,6-bisphosphate metabolic process. Lineage: Eukaryota; Metazoa; Chordata; Aves; Passeriformes; Muscicapidae. The transcript has 17 exons. Gene Ontology annotation, molecular function: identical protein binding; monosaccharide binding; AMP binding.